UCCAACACUUUUUCCUUCCCUCCCUCCUCUUCUUCUUUUCUUUCUUUCUUCUUCUUCUUCUUACGAGGGGGUUUCUUCCUUUCUCCGUCAGCGUAUUGGAAUGGUGGAGUCGACUGAGCAUCAGCAACUGGCGGCCAUUCUCGGUCCUGAGCCCGCCGCCACUUUCCAAACCGUAAUCUCCCACUUAAUCUCCUCCCCCUCCUCUUUGCAAACCCUAAUCUCCGACCUCAUCUCCUCCGAGAAGCGGUCCGAGGCCGAGCUCGUCUUCAACAUCUGCAAGCAGGCCGAUCCCGAGUCGCUUUCUCUCAAACUCGCUCAGCUUCUCCAGGUCUCUCCCGACGAGAAGACCCGAGCCAUGUGCUCCAUUCUCCUCCGGAAGCAACUACUCACCCGCGACCUGUGGCGAAGACUCUCUCCUAACACCAUAUCCACCCUCAAACAUACUCUAUUAUCUUGUAUUCAACGCGAGGACACCCCAACAUCGAUUUCGAAGGCCAUCUGCUACGCCGUGUCGGAGCUCGCCUCCGCAGAGUUAGAGUUGUUGGGCGGCGAAGGCUGGCCAGAGCUCUUGCCCUUUCUGUUCCAAUCCACCUCUUACGAUGCGCCGCCGAAGCUUCAGGAAUGUUCCUUCUUGAUUUUCGAUCAGCUCGCGGACUUCUUUACCCCGUUUAAGAAGGAAUUACACACCGUCUUCUUGUACUGUUUGAGCUCCUCCACAAGGUCAGAUGAAGUUAAGAUAGCUGCGUUUAGUGCUGUGGUCAAUUUCAUUCGGUGUUUGCCCUACUCUGAAGAUGAGGAUAGGUUUGACGACGUCUUGAUAGAAAUGAUGAGAACAGUGAUGGGGGAAUUGAACAAAGGGAAGGAGAUCAUGGCACAGGAGGCGAUCAAGUUGUUCAUUGAAUUGGCCGGGACCCAUCCGACGUUGCUCAGCCGCAACGGGCAGAUCAUCCGGGCUAUGCUGCAGAUUGCUGAAGCCAUAGAUGUCUUGGAACAAGGGACGAGGCACUUGGCCAUUGAGUUUCUGAUUACUCUGGCCGAGGCCGGAGAGCGUGCACCAUGGAUAAUGAGGAGGUGUCGGGAGUUUGUUGGUCUACUUUUUCCCAUUUUAAUGAGGAUGGUUUCAAAUGUCAAAGAUGAUCCCUCAUGGCAUACAGCUGAGACUGAUGAUGACAUUGCCUUGGGUGUGAGUGGUGAUUACUGUGUUGGGCAGGAGUGUUUGCGUAGGCUUGCCAUUGCCUUGGGUGGCAAUAACAUUGUUCCAAUUGCGUUAGAACACUUUACUUCCCAUUUUGCUGCACCCGAGUGGCCCAAGCAUCAUGCGGCAUUGAUUGCCCUUGCUCAAAUCGCUGAGGGUUGCUCUGAGGUAAUGAUAAAAGAUUUGGAGCAAGUGGUGGCAAUGGUUUUGAACUCCUUUGAACAUCCACAUAUUCGGGUAAGGUGGUCAGCUAUUAAUGCAGUUGGCCAGUUGUCUACUUAUUUGGCCCCAGACCUGCAAGUUCAAUAUCAUCAACAGGUGUUUUCUGCACUGAAUGCCACUAUAUAUGGUUUGCAGAAUCGUCGUCUGCUGGCACAUGCUGCUUCAGCACUGCGAAAAUUCAUUGAGAAAUGUGCUAGGGAUAUCUUGACACCUUAUUUGGAUGAAGUGGUUUCCCAAUUGGUUGUACUUUUGCAGAGUGAGAUACAAAUGGUGCAAGUAGAAGCAUUGACUGCUUUGGCAUCAGUUGUUGUUUCAUUUCCGGAGCAAUUCCAAAAAUACUAUGAAGUUCUCAUGAUUCCCCUGAGAGUUAUGUUGUUGGAUGCCAAUAAUAACCCGGUUUGGUCCAAGUCCGUGGCGUGUAUUAGCUUGGUUGGUAUGGCUGUUGGAAAGGAGAAAUUCAGGGAUGAUGCUAAGAAAGUCAUGGAGGUGCUGAUGUCUUUGCAAGGAUCUCAAAUGGAGCCAGAUGACCUAACUACAAGCUGCAUGCUACAGAUAUGCGCUGACCUCUGCAAGUGUCUAGGACAAGAUUUCCUUCCGUACAUGAGUGCUGUUAUGCCUCCUUUGCUUCAGUUUGUUCAAAUUAAGCCUGUUGAAACUGUUACCUCUGCAAAUGACAAUUGUGAUAUGGAUGAAUCUGAUGAUGAAAGUAUGGAAACAAUUACUCGUGGAGAUAAAAGGAUUAGAAUCAAGACUAGUGUAUUGGAGGAAAAAGUUACAGCUUGCAAUUUGCUGUGUUGCUAUGCUGAUGAACUGAAGGAAGGAUUCUUUCCAUGGAUCGAUCAGGUUGCCCCAACGUUAGUUCCACUUAUAUUUUAUAUCCAUGAAAAAGUGAGGAAGUCUGCUGUUUCAGCAAUGCUGAAGCUACUGCUUACUGCAAAGUUAGCUGUAGACAGAAGGCAAGCUGAAGGUUGUAAUGAAAAGUAUUUAAAGCGAUUCACUGACUACAUCAUUCGAGCUCUGAAGUUACGUAAGGAAGAUGAUUCUGAAAUCUGCAUAAAUAUAUUGGAUGCUAUAAAAGAAUUUAUACAGAUCUUUGCAUCCACUCUAGAUGAAAGCCAUGUCAAAUCCAUCAAGGAGAUAAAGCAGGUGAGUACUCGUUCAAGUCAGAAAAGAAAGAGAGCAGAAAGGACCUCAGCAUAUGAUUUUGAUGAUGAGGAAAGGAAGGCGAUGAAAGUGGAAAAUUAACCAGAGGACCAAAGUUUUUGAUCUUAAUAGACACAUAAUUAUUGUAAUCUCAUAAAUUUGUUUGCUUGUAAUUCCUAAUUUAAAUUUAGUUAUUAAGGCAAACCACACUGUCAAAUUAUUGUCAUGGUUGGAACUUGGAAAUAGUAGACCUGCUAU
Molecule: messenger RNA, 2818 nt
Organism: Rosa rugosa (rugosa rose)
Lineage: Eukaryota; Viridiplantae; Streptophyta; Magnoliopsida; Rosales; Rosaceae
Exons: 12
Coding region: 101-2662 (853 amino acids)
Biological process (GO): protein import into nucleus
Cellular component (GO): nucleus; cytoplasm
Molecular function (GO): nuclear import signal receptor activity
Source: RefSeq, a predicted model, not a curated record